Molecule: messenger RNA, 1420 nt
Organism: Patiria miniata (bat star)
Lineage: Eukaryota; Metazoa; Echinodermata; Asteroidea; Valvatida; Asterinidae
Product: C-type lectin mannose-binding isoform-like
Exons: 1
Coding region: 230-1021 (263 amino acids)
Cellular component (GO): membrane
Source: RefSeq, a predicted model, not a curated record
UGUAUUUGGUGUGGCUAUGGCAACGAUGAUUACUGUAGCCAUGGUAACGCACUGAAACACUGUUGACGAGUGCGACACGUUGCUCAUAUUGCUGUUCCACAGCGCGGAGUUGUCAUUUCGAGCCAGCCAGUGAUUCUCGCCGUUUCACAGCCAAGUCCGGUCGCAGAAAUAUUGACACUUUGUAAACUUGAGUGACUGAAAAGCGAACGUUCCGAAUUGUCCGCUCAUCAUGGCGUUUAUGUCCGAAUUCUUUGCCAUUGUGGUUGCCGUUUUAUCGAUGAGGGCCCUCUCUGAGUCAAAUUUCUGCCCCUCUCGGUCCCCUGUCAAAUCCUCUUGCCCACCAGAGUGGCAACUGUGGGGGAGCGCGUGCUAUCGCCUCACUUCCUCAACGUACAAUUGGGAUGACGCCAAGACAGCUUGUCAAGACGUGGGAGGCAAGAUGGCCGCUCCUCGCUCGCUCGAGGAACUGAACUUCAUGGCAGAACUGGCACGAAAGGUGGACAGUCAAUACAGGGCCUGGAUUGCUUGCAAUGACAAAGAGGUUGAAGGAGCUUGGGAGUGUGACGGUCAGGAAGGAGGCGAGCCCUUCUUGGUAUGGGCUGAUGGGCAACCAAAUAGUUGGGGCGGCAAUCAAGAUUGUGCUAAGUUAGCCGCACGUUUUAAUGACAGGAUGGAUGAUGCACGAUGUGAGAGUCCGUGGAGGGCUUUUUGUGUUCGUCAUGCAGCUUGCACUCAUCUCCCAACCCAACCCCGUCGAUACUGCCUCUCUACCGACACUCACGGCCGCAUUCUCAACUCAACCUGCCUCCUCGACCACAACAUCCGGGAGUUUAUCACUGAGGGUUUGGUUGCCUGUGGCUCGGCCUGCGCCAAUGAGUCAGGAUGUCGCUCCUUCAACAUCAAGAAAACAAAAGAAGGGAAGAAAGUAUGCCAGCUGAACAACAGCACAAGCUCCGAAGUUAAGGACAAGUUUCAGAAGACCGAUUACUUCUGUAUAUACUCUGAGGUGUGCGUUGGUUAAUCAGUGACUGGAACCGAAAAGAUGCACUCUACAAACUUAAACUUGCAAACUGACUAAAAACAAUUCGAAUUUGGUUCUUGAAAACCGGAUUACAAAAUAUUCGCAAGACAUUUGUUCUUAAUAUUAAGAUCACGUGGCAUUUCUUUCUUUCUUUCCUUUUUUUGUUCUGAAGAGGAAAAAAAGCUUGGGAUAUACUUUGAGGUAAAGAAGAUGAAUAUUUUGUUCUUUUUGCGAACACGACAAGGAUUGGAUUGAAAGCGUUUUGAACUGAUGAAAAUCGUUGGAAGGUUUUUCCCCCGCAAAUUACAUAACAACUUUGAAGCGUUAAUGCAUUGUACAUUCGCAGGUAGUUCUAGUUUUUGCAAUGUUUGCAUUUUUUCAGCAACAAAAAUAUAAGAU